Messenger RNA from Solenopsis invicta (red fire ant), 2624 nucleotides. RefSeq names its product rab GTPase-binding effector protein 1 (gene Rbpn-5). Lineage: Eukaryota; Metazoa; Arthropoda; Insecta; Hymenoptera; Formicidae. Gene Ontology annotation, biological process: endocytosis. Gene Ontology annotation, cellular component: intracellular membrane-bounded organelle. Gene Ontology annotation, molecular function: GTPase activator activity; growth factor activity; metal ion binding. Bases 371 to 2251 code for a protein of 626 amino acids. The record is from RefSeq and is a predicted model, not a curated record. The transcript has 8 exons.
UGGUGGACGCAUCAAUCAGCAAAAUUGAAUAAAAUCGCUGGUCGAGCAAAGUCGAUCCCGGUUCUCGAGCUCGCUUCUGUGAAAUCCGUGACUGUCCGUGAUCUUCAUUCUCGAGUGCUCCGUUUCACCAGGACCAGGUUUCGCUGGAGUCGCUAUGAGCCAGUGACAUCACUGGCCUGUCGGCAUGCCGUCAUCGUCAUCAUCGUCGUCGUCGUCGUCGUUAUCGUCGUCGUCGUCGUUAUCGUCGUCGUCGUCGUCGAGAAGCGGCCACGAGACUCGGAUGAGCUCCGAGAUAUGCUCUCCGAAUCUGUGUCCGUGGCAGUGACCCACCCCGGCAAAGUUGUCGUCCUUGUCCGCGCUAAAUAAUCGAAUGAUGGAGAACCAGGACGAUCAGACGGUCAGAGCGAACGGAAACGAGGAUCCACAAGCGAGGAUCAGCCGAUUGGAGUCAGAGAACGUUAAGAUGCGAGAGGAGUUUAAUGUACAAAGGGCCAAGAUGAAGGAAUUGUUCCUUCAAAAGGAAGAGGAAUUGAAGCGGAGACUGGAGGAAAAUAUGGGCCUGCAGAAGGAAAAUCUAAGACUAAAGAACGAAUUGGACGAGGCUAAGAGCCAAUUAGUUGUUGCAGAUCUUAAGAUACAAAAUGAUAUAAUGAUGGAGAAGAGGAAGGCCCAGGAGGAAAUAGCGACGUUGCAACAGGUCAUACACGAAACAGUGGAGGAAUCCUCCUGCUCGAGGAAGCAGCUCAUCAGCGAGGUGUCCAAAUUGCAAUCUGUUCUUUCAAGGCUUCAAGACGAGAACGCGUUGCUGAAAACGCAGUUGCCGCGCGAUCCGCCAACGGACGGGCCGCAAAUCUCGUUGUCUACUGUAACUAAGACAUUAGCUAGAAAAGUGGUUUCCCAAUUAGGCGCGGACUCUUUGUCGCUAGGUCCUGACAAUUUAGAAGAGAGCAUGAGGAAGGUAAAAAAAUAUGCGCAAGAAGACGCGGAAGUUUUACGUUCGUUGGUUGUUCCGCUCGAGGAGGAAAUAAAAGCUUUAAAAGAGAAACUUAGGUCAACCGACGACGAAUUACAAAAAUGUAAAGAAGUUCUGUUAAAGAGACGGCAACAACAGGAACCCGGUUCCUUCGAGCCGUCGUGUGAUAUGUGUGCGAACUACGAAGCACAAUUAGUCAAAGUAGAAGCGACUGCCAAGGACUUGGAGAAGCAGUUGUUGGAUUCACAACGUAUGCUGCAUGCUCAAAGGGAGGAUCUAGCUAAGGAAGUUGAAUUUCGAAAGGAGAUGGAGGAAAAGUGGAAUGAGAAGAAGGAAGAGCAUAAAAUCAAAGUUGCAGAGCUCACUGUUACCUCGCAGACGGCGCAGCAAAAUUUAUUAGAGUUAAAGAAAACUUUUGAACAAAUUCAAAGGAGUGUCUCGGAGGAACUUUGUAAAUUGACACGAGGCAGGGAAGAAGUACAGAGACAUCUGACAGCACUUCAGAUGGAGAAUGAAAAUCUUGUGGGUAAACAUAGCAAGCAUUCGCAGCAGCUUCAAAGUGAGAGCAUCAACAUGCCGAACACUGUUGAAGAAUUACAUAUGAGUCUUUUAAAGGUGCGCGAGGAUUUAAUUACAGCCAAAGUAGCACAAGAAGUUGCACAGGAGAAGGAAGAGACGCUGCGAUACGAGGUUACUUUACUGAGAGAACAAAUGGAGCAAGAAAAUAGGGUUAAGGAACAGGAUAAUGCUGUGUUAAAAAAUGAAAUAAGCGGCUUGAGGGUGCAAUUAGACAAAUAUAUAAGAGAUCAUCGCAUGCUCGCUGAUAGAGAAGAGAAACUUGAUCGGUUGGAGAAACAGCUACAAGAAAUCCAAAAAGAAAAGAAGGAUGGAGAUUUAGCUAUAACUGAAUUACGACAAAGAGUUAUGAGUCUGCAACAAGAAUUAGAUACCAGUGAGGCAGUACAGAAAGACUUUGUUAGAUUAUCACAAUCAUUACAGGUACAACUGGAAAGGAUUAGGCAGGCAGGUAGUGAAGUUCGAUGGCAACAUGAAGAGGAUGUUGAAGAAUGUCCUAGUUGUCAUACUAUGUUUUCAGUCACUAAAAAGAAGGUACAUUGCCGUCACUGUGGCCAUAUAUUUUGUCAAUCUUGCCUCUCACACGUCGUGAACAGUGGACCGAAACAAAGACCAUCCAGAGUCUGUGAUGUUUGUCAUACUUUAUUAGUGCAAGAUACCGCACCAUACUUCAGCCAAGAACCUCCACAUACACCUGAUUAAAUGUUCUAAAGUUAUGGGAUUCUAAGACAGUUUUAUGAGAUGUGCAAUAUCAGUCUGGUAAUGUACUGAUUAGUACAUCUCAAAAGUAUACCGAUCAUCAAGGUGAUGACUAACGAUGAUUUUCUUUUGUUUGUAGAAAUAAAUAAAUAGAGAGAGAGAGAGAGAGAGAGAGAGUGUGUGUGUGUGUGUGUGAGAAAGAGAGAGAGUUAGAAAUGUUGAUAUAGCAUAAAAAAUGGGAUUUAGAUAAGAUUCCUAUUACCUGAAAAUCGGAGUGAUACAACAGAUAUCGUGUAAAUAUAAAGUUAUGUACUACCUAAUGGUUACUGUAAUUUAAACAGAUUAAAGCUUUUGAAUGUAUGUGAGUUAUUCAGAA